Molecule: messenger RNA, 3223 nt
Organism: Schistosoma turkestanicum
Lineage: Eukaryota; Metazoa; Platyhelminthes; Trematoda; Strigeidida; Schistosomatidae
Source: the annotation of a GenBank genome assembly
AUUUAUUUUUGUAGUAUAUUUUCUUUUGAAAUUUGAUUAAGCUCUAACUUCUAGUGCUAUCUGAUUUAGAACGUUUGAAUAAAAAGUCCGUAAUAUAUACUAUGAGUAACUAGUUUUUUUUGUUUUGAAAGCUCUACUCGUGUCACAACUAUGUCAUCGACUGUUUUAUUGACAUUGUUCUGUUCAUAAGUGAUAGAAAUAUCACUGUGUUUACAUCACUUCUAGAUGUUAUUGUAGUUUGUAUCAGUUAAAGAUAUUCUAUUCAUUUACUAUUUAUACAGCAUGGGCAGAAAAACGAACAUUGCAGAGACUAGAAAUAAUUAUUCUCUUUAUGCCCAACAAGUGUAACCAUAAUCAGUUGUUUCACAUGUGUUUCUUUCUUGGCUCUGUAAAACAGAGGACUCAAAGCUUUUUAGACUUUAAAGCAUAUUACUUUGAUUACUGAUCAGAUGAAACAAAAAUGGUUUUUUCUUGUUUAAACUGCUCUAUCAAGUAAAGUAAGUUUUGCUUAUCCUUGAAACAGGUUAGUUGGAAAUCAAACAGCAAUCUGUCUAUUUAUAAGUUACAGAUGACAGUUAUACAUUGGGAUAUUCUGUGUUUGUUUGUGUAAUCUAGGCAUACUGAUAUUGUAAUGGUAGCCAAUGGGCGCUUUUCCAAUCAUCGCAAUGUUGGCAAAUUAAAAAAGUUAGCCAGCAUUCACUAUCUUCUUCAUGUGAAUUUUAUAUUGUGGUUGGCAGUUUGCACUUUCAUUUAUUUACAUUGUAUCUUUUUUUUUCUCUUUGAGAUUGAUCUUUUUUACAAUUUGAUGAAACAGUUUGAUGGACAGUUCUAUGCAGAUAAUUUCAGGUGAAAAUAACGAACGAUACUUCUUAUCAGUUUUUCAAAAGUGUAUAGCUUUUGGAAUUCCGAUAGUUUUCUUCGCACCUUGUCAAAUCGAUCGGAUGAGUAUGAUUAUAGGAAGCAAGAAAUAUAAUGAUAUAUAUAUAUAUGUAUGUAUUUUCUUAUUCGAAUCUGUUGCAUUUUCACUCGGUAAUUUCUUUCUAGUUGUCAGAGAUAAUUUUCAAAAAAAAAAAUCUCCACAACUAAUAUUUCUGGCUUUUUCUUUAUUCCAAAAAAAUUAUAUAAGCCUGAUGGUGAAGACCAGGUGAAGAAACGUCAGCUUAUGGAAUUAGCAAUUAUUAAUGGUACGUAUCGCGCUGUGAAUCAACGUUGCAUUUGCUUCCCGUCAAGUGACAGAGAUGAGGAUUCACACCAACAAUAUGUAAAUGGACAUGUGAUAAGGUGUUCUCACAGUCCAAUCGGUAAUUCAGACUUCACGUCGAACCAUAAAGAUCGUCAACAAGCACAUAUCCAACAAGUUCAACAACAUCAACAGCUCAUACUGCAACAUCAAUCACUCACUGUAUUAAAUCAUCAAGCGGCUGCAGCAGCUGCGGCAGCUGCAGCUGCAGCUCAAAUAUUACCAUCAAAUAAAUAUUCUUCAAAUAGUAUUUUACCUCAGAUUCAAUCUCAGGUACUUCCUGCAUCAUUAACAACAAAUUGUAUACUUCCUGCAGCAGUAAACUCUGCUUUGUCUCAAGCUAAUUCAAUGCAUUCCAUUUCAAAUAAUCAAUUAUCCCAUUCUCUCCCAUCAUUCAGCUCAGCGAAUUUAUCUACAUAUUUACCGAACAAUAAUAUAUCUGGGCUUUUAUAUCCUUUGACUGCAAAUGCAGCAUUAUCUGCAACCGUCAGCACAGGAUCAGCCACGAAUAAUGGGCAACUUAAUCUGACUCUUCCGUUAAGCCAAAUUGCUGGUGGUAUAACAGGAAAUGGACUUUCUGGUUUAUCCUUACCAAUUGGCUCUAAUCUACAUGCAGCUAGUCAUGACCAGUUAGCUGCUGUGGCGGCUGCUCUCCUUAGUGGGAAUGGAACUGGAAGUGUUGGUGCAAACAAUUCAAACUUACAGUUAUGCAAUGGUAAUAUGAAUAAUCCUGUAUCUAAUAUAAACUCAGGUGCUCAUAGUUACCCUGUCACUUCACAUACGUCAUUAGCAGAAGCUGUAAAUAUACUGGAAUUUAACAACGCAUCCAAUACACAAGACACUGGUUCAGGACCACUGAAACUACGUUCCUUACAAGCCACAUCGUCCACAGUUUCCCGAAUGCAUCCUUACCUAAGGCAAUAGUCAUUGGCUGACAUCAAAUGCUGCAAACAACACAGAAUCUGCUUAUACAUAUAUAUAUAUACACAAAUAUACACAUAUAUACAUAUAUAUCCAUGACAAAUAACAGCUGUUAUUAUUCAUUGUGAUUUUACAUUUACCAACAGGCUUUCAUGAAAUUAAUGAAAAAACAGUUUAUGUGCUUUUUUGUAUACAACUAUUAAUACAGGAAUAUUCAUUCAGCUAUUCAAUUUUUUCUCUUUCUUUUUUUUUCGGUUCUCUUCAUGUACAUUAAAUUGACUUAAUUCAAUGUCUUUAUUAUUUGAAUGAAUUACUUUGAAUGCUUUUAUUUUCUAUUAUCAUUCAUCUUGGAACUUGUAUUUUUAUUUGUUCUUAAACGUUAUUAAAUUUGAAUUGAGCACAACACACACAAAAAAACAAAAAAAAAAUAAAUUGGAGGCUGUUCCAAUGAGAAGAAGAAGAAAAUAAUAUUUUGUUAUGUAUUUUCAUAGAGACUAUUAUAUCCAUGACACAAGAAUAUUUAUGUCAUAACAUUGUUCGCAUUGAUUAGGAUUGCCAACUGGACUGUCUACUGGAAUCCACAUCAUGCCUAUUUUGAAAAUGUUCUUUCUUUUUUUGUUUUCCCGCCAAAAUCUUUGCUUUCAAUUAAAACAGUUAUUUUCUCAUUUUGGAUAACUUUGAUAGUUACUGAAUGUUCUGUAUAUGUGUGCGCAGCAAACGUACACAAAGUUUCUUUUCUUAUACAGACUUUAUUGAAUGAAUGUAUUGGCAUGAACAAUUUGAAAAUAGUUUACAAAUCUUCCUUUAUCUUCGAUUCGUUCGAUUACAGUAGUAGCAUUAAUACAAACUCAUUAAUUGUAUGUACGUUUGCUAUGACUGUUCAAAAUGUUUUCUGUUCUUGUCAAACUACUUGUUCUGCCUGUUUUCUUCAUUUUACAUAUUUUUUUUUUACAAUUCAUAUUGUAUGACAAAUUUUGGACAACCAUGACAGUAAAUUGGUUAGGGAGACUUUUAAUUUGCACAUUUUUAACGCCCUUUAAAGAUAUAUAUAUAUAUAUAUAU